Molecule: messenger RNA, 2122 nt
Organism: Leptinotarsa decemlineata (Colorado potato beetle)
Lineage: Eukaryota; Metazoa; Arthropoda; Insecta; Coleoptera; Chrysomelidae
Source: RefSeq, a predicted model, not a curated record
CUGUAGUGGAGUUCUUUCUUAUCUGUAGUGCACUAGACAGGGCGACAUCAGAGCGUGUAUACUUUACCGACGAAAUGAUUCACUACCUUUUGCUCCUCUUAACCACAACUGCUCUCACACAAGCCUCAGCUCGUCAGGAGAAUCAGAAAAAUGUGGACCCACAGGAAAUCAAACCCCUUCUAUUCAUCGUAGAAAGAUCUCAGACGACUCCACAGCAGCAAAAUGAGAAGAAGGAAUCAGCAAGACAGCAAGCGCAGCAGGGUUUCGAAUCAAAUCUACAAUUUGGAGGAUUUCCAUUUUUAGAACCGCAAUUUCAGUACCCAGGAUUCAAUCAACAAAGUUUUCCAAGGGUUCAACCCUCUAUAUACUUAUAUGGUCCAGGAGGUCAUGGUCAACCAAUUCUCAUCAAUCCGGGAUCUCCACCUGGCAAUUUCCUGGUCCCGCAACCAUAUCCUGGCCCAAACGUCAGGGAUACUCCCCAACAAAGACCAUUCUUUGUUGGUGGAUACCCGAACCCAAAACCAGCUCACAUUCCACCUAUAGAAAAAGAUGCCGAGGAGAUUCCUACAAAUCCAGCCAAGAUUCCUCCAUUGGAGUCUACUCCAAAAGCGACAAAACCUGAAAAACUUGAAACGUUCAAUGAAGGCAAAAACGAAUAUCCGUUCAAACCAGCUGGAGAGGCCGAUGUUCUUGCAGCUGCAGACAAAAAUCCACAGUUCAUCAAUACUAACGCCCUCAGGCCUGGUCACCGUUUCUUCAUUCUGAAUGGAAACGACUUAUUUCAAAAUUACCCCAAUGUCCCGAACUACCCAGGGGAGGCCAAUGUCGGUUUGAAAUAUGCUCAGCAACCUGACUCUCAAUACCAACAACCAGAGGUUUUUCAGAAGCAACAGCUACCACUCGACAUCAAUUCCCUCCUCGUCCAAACUCUACUUGUAAGACCUUCUACAGGUGAAACUAUUCCCAACUCAGAUUUGAAUCCUGAACAAAGAUUCCACCCUAGCCCCGAAGAACAAUUUCCUCCUAUUUUCAAUCCACCGAAUCCACAAAUCCCACAAGAUGUUUUCUUCAGAUCGAGCUUACAACAAAAUGAUGCUUUUGGACAAGAAGGUGCAAUACCAGUUGGACAGUUCAGAUUUACUCCACCCAACGGACCCUACUAUCCCCUCGAUGGGGAGGAUAUUGAGAAUGAUUCUAUAAUAGUUGACGCCAAAAUCGAAGACGGUUCAAUGGGUGAGAAUGGUGCUGACAAUGUACAAACAGAAGGUCCUCGUCCAGACAAAUCGGAGGAACCAGGUAUGGCUCAAGCAUCUCCUGGAGCUAUAGCCUUAGCGGGUCCCGGAGGAGUAGCAGGAGCAUCCCCAAGAGCGACCUCAAUAGUGGGAAAAGGAGGAGUCGCAGUAUCAAAUCCACAAGCUACCGCUGUUGCUGGAACAAAGAAAGAAGCUGAUAAAGAUGAAAAAGAUAAGAAACUGCAGAGAAAAUUCAACAAGUGAGAGGUUACGUUGGGGUCAGUUGAUGGACUAUAGACGGUUAAUCACUGUUCUUACAUAGAACAAGUUUUAUGGGAAAUUAUAAGUUUUGUUUCUUAAAAUGGUAUCAAUCAUGGUGCUACAUACAGAGAAAACGUUUUUGUUUCAAUAACUUGUUUAAUAGCUAUGUGAUUGAAGUAGAUGUUCAGAAAUGUAUUUUCUAGGAGCGCUCAGGUGUAUGUAGGAUACUGAAACUACUCACAAAUGUUUGUAUUGGUUAAUUCCAUAUCAUCCAAUCUUCUUUAUUGUGAUGAGUUUUACAGAACAUAAAAACAAGAAAAUAUGUGUUAUAUUAGGUACUCCACUGGAUAUUUAAAAUUUCUCUUUAUCAGAUCGUUUCAGUAAGCUAUUGUUUAGCGAAACUGGUGCUAUGCUUUUGCAAAUCUUUUGUACUAAAAACUUCAAUAAACUAUAAGUACGUUUUGAAAAGAUAUGUAAACAUAAACUUAUUGUUUGAAUAGUUUUUGAACAAAAUAAUUACUAACAAGAGGUUAAAAUGCAGGAUAGGAACUUUUUUUAACACUUUUAUAUUGUUAAGAUUGAGGUUGGGGAGAAUUCUUGCAAGGCAACCUAUGAAUUUCACUUAAUUU